AAUCGAAGUAGUGUCAGCUCCGAAUCCGAGGAAGGCAGUCUCAAUCUGGACAGCGAAGCGAGCAGAUCGUUUUAGUUCCGACCUAAGACGUAAUUCGAAAACGAUUUUUUGAAAAAAACAAUAAAGUAACUACAGUAAAUAAAAGAUAUAGUGACCCAGAAAAAAACACAAAAUGUUGACCUUGCCCAACAUUGCCGAUUUGAGGCUGCAGCAGCAGAUCGCCCAUGAGAUAUAUCGCCAGCAGAUUAUGCAACGUUUGCCGGAUCCACUUUGCGGAUUGCUGCCCAGCUACGCCGGACACUUUGUGCCUCCGCCACCACCGCCCCCGCCCCAGCCCACCUUGCCCGGAGAUGUCGAGGCCAAGUUGGAGAACAACGAACUGUGGCAACAGUUCCACAGCAUCGGCACGGAGAUGAUCAUCACCAAGAGUGGCAGGAGAAUGUUUCCCUCCAUGCGCGUCUCUCUCAGUGGCCUGGAGGACGAGGCCAGCUACUGUGUGCUCCUCGAGAUGGUCCCCAUUGGCGACUGUCGCUACAAGUUCUCCGGAUCGCAGUGGGUUCCGGCCGGAGGUGCCGAGCCCCAGAGUCCCCAGCGCAUGUACCUGCAUCCGGAAAGUCCGGCCACCGGAAAGCACUGGCAGUCCCAGGCCCUGCUCUUCAGCAAAGUGAAGCUGACGAACAACACCCUGGACAAUAAUGGUCAUAUCGUCCUGGCCAGCAUGCACAAGUAUCAGCCGCGUCUGCACGUCAUACGCACCUCUGAUCUCGGCCAGAUUCCCUGGGCUCCCCAGCAGGCCUUUGUCUUCCCGGAGACCGAGUUUAUAGCUGUUACGGCUUAUCAGAAUGACCGCAUCACCAAGCUGAAGAUCGACAACAAUCCCUUUGCCAAGGGUUUCCGUGAGUCGGGUCAAUCGAGAUGCAAAAGGAAGCUCAAUGAUUCCCCGCCUCCGUCCUCCUCAUCGUCGCAGACGGAGGUUACCCAGGUGGAGUCCCCGUUAGCCAAACGGUUGCGCCUCGUGGAUGAGAUGCCUCGGAAUCCGCAAACUGGACUUAUGCAGCGUCACUAUCUGUUGGAUACUCUGGAGGCCAAUUUCUAUCUGCCAGCGCCACCGCCACAACCGGCAGCUGCCAUUGAGUAUGCCAGGCACAUCCCAGUCGGCUAUCCAAGUUGGGCCUACACCCCGCCAUCGCCGUCCUCCUCCUCCGAUUCGUUUAGCGGCGAGGAGCCCGAGGCGGACACCUUUGUGGAUGUGGUGGGCACUACCACCACCACCACCAGCACCACCACCGCUCCUGCAGCUCCAUCUCCCAGCGAACCGUCCGAGCCCAAGCCAAAACGAAGCAGCUUCAGCAUCUCGGACAUAUUAGGGAAGAGCGUCUCCGUUUAAACUGCAAUCCAGUUUGAGUUGCAGUUCCAGUUGGUGCUCCCAUUUGGCUGGGUUGGAUAUCGCAGUGCCUUGUACAUUUAAUUAGCGUUUAGUUGCCAUCGUCUGCGUAGUGUCUAAGUUGAAUUGUGAUAUUUUGCAGUUAAUUAGGAUUUCCAGGUAUUUGCCAUCAGUAUUUAUCGUAUUUAUUAUGCAAUUUUAAUUGUUCGCAUGAUUUCGUAAUGGAUUUAUUGUCAUUGGCAUUUUAAUGCGGCAUAAAUAAAACACCUAACUA
Molecule: messenger RNA, 1658 nt
Organism: Drosophila ananassae
Lineage: Eukaryota; Metazoa; Arthropoda; Insecta; Diptera; Drosophilidae
Product: T-box-containing protein TBX6L
Exons: 5
Coding region: 173-1387 (404 amino acids)
Biological process (GO): heart development; cell fate specification; regulation of transcription by RNA polymerase II
Cellular component (GO): nucleus
Molecular function (GO): DNA-binding transcription factor activity, RNA polymerase II-specific; RNA polymerase II cis-regulatory region sequence-specific DNA binding
Source: RefSeq, a predicted model, not a curated record